Messenger RNA from Boleophthalmus pectinirostris (great blue-spotted mudskipper), 3017 nucleotides. It is a transcript of the gene cog7, whose product is annotated as component of oligomeric golgi complex 7. Gene Ontology annotation, cellular component: COG complex. Gene Ontology annotation, biological process: retrograde vesicle-mediated transport, Golgi to endoplasmic reticulum; Golgi organization; intracellular protein transport. Lineage: Eukaryota; Metazoa; Chordata; Actinopteri; Gobiiformes; Gobiidae. The transcript is spliced from 17 exons. The record is from RefSeq and is a predicted model, not a curated record. Bases 295 to 2604 code for a protein of 769 amino acids.
CACAAGCAGGAAGUUGUUGUCAAGUGUCAGUUUCAUCCUCAAACCUUGGAUCAAAUGAGCUGCAUUGUCUUCUUUUAAUGCUGUUCCUGUUCACAGUUAACUCUGGAGGAAGCCGUCGCUUUGUUGGAGCUGUAUUUGGUGAUCAUGAUCAUUUCAUUUUCCUGGGCGAUAUAUUUUAUAUUUGUCUCUAAGCCUCUGUUUGGCAAAAGCUAGCUUUCGUUAGCAAUGACUCUUUGACAGAUUAGUGGUGAAUAUCUGUUCUGAAUCCCGUGUCGGGGACAAGAGGCUGCUCAGAUGGAUUUCUCCAAGUUUCUGGACGAUGACUUUGAUGUGAAGGACUGGGUGAAUGGCGCUUUCAAAGUGGUGCAGAAGGACGCUCCGGGGAAAGCGGAUACACACGCAGCCACGCUGGUCAUGAAACUCCAGCUGUUCAUCCAGGAAGUCAACAAUGCCAUUGAGGAGAGCAGUAACCAGGCGGUGCAGAACAUGCCCAGAGUGCUGCGGGACGUGGAGGCUCUGAAGCAGGAGGCGUCCUUCCUCAAAGAGCAGAUGGUCCUGGUCAAAGAGGACAUCAAGAAGUGUGAGCAAGACACUGCACAGUCUAUGCAGGUGUUGGUGGAGAUAGACAAAGUAAAGGGGCGCAUGCAGCUGGCAGCAGAUGCACUACAAGAGGCAGAUAAAUGGACCACGCUCAGUGCAGACAUUGAAGAAACAUUUAAAACACAGGACUUUGCACUAAUCUCUUCUAAACUGACAAGCAUGCAAAACAGCCUGGCCAUGUUGGUGGAUACCCCAGACUACUCAGAGAAGUGUGUCCACUUGGAGGCUCUCAAAAACAGACUGGAAGCUCUGGCCAGUCCGCAGAUAGUGGCAACCUUCAACUCCAUGUCUAUAGAUCAAGCCAAGCUCUUUGUCAAAGUAUUUACUGAGAUUGACAGAAUGCCACAGCUUCUUGCAUACUACUACAAAUGCCACAAAGGUCAGUUGGUGAAUAUGUGGCAGGACAUCUCUCAGAGUGAACUCAGUCUAAACCAACAACUGGCUGAGUUCUAUGAUACAUUGCUUUCUACAUGGCAUUCUCAACUUCAGUGGACCAUUCAGGUUUUUAAGAAUCCCUAUGAGGUGGUGACUGUGUUGCUGAUACAGACUCUGGGGGCCAUGGUGCCAUCCAUCCCUGUUUGUCUGAGCUCAGCCAUGGAGCGAGCUGCACAAGACCAGCGCCUUGAAACACUAUUAGAACUGCAUUUCACUACUGCCAACUUUGGACACAGUCUGGAGGCCGCCAUGCUGCCACAUUUGGGUGACAAUAACCCCCUCAAGGUGAAUGAGUUGGUCUGUGCCCUCUACGACCCUUACAAACCCUAUCAGCUGCAGUACGGAGAGCUAGAGGAAAAUCAUCUUCUCAUUCAGAUCAGCACAGUUCCACUGGAACAUGGCGAGGUUAUUGAUUGCGUUGAGGAGAUGAGCCACUCUGUAGGCAAGCUGUUUGGCCUGUGCAGUGCUGCCGUAGACCGCUGCAUCAAACUGACUGAUGGACUGGCAGUGUGCGGACUCCUUAAAGCACUCAAAGCUCUUUUUACAAAAUAUGUGUCUGACUUCUCAAGAACGCUACAGUCGAUUAGAAAGAAGUGCAGACUUGAGGAUGCACCAAGUUCUACUGCUUUUCAGGAAGACUGGACGGCAUUUCAAAAUUCUGUCAGGAUUAUUGCAACUUGUGGAGAGCUGCUAAGACAGUGCGGUGCCUUUGAGCAGCAGCUAUCAAACAGGAUCCUAGGCACUGCUGGUAAAUACUUGUCAGAGUCAUACAGCCCGCGCAGCCUGACAGGUAUCCAGGAGGCCAGCUCCACAGAGAGGAAAAGUACCACCAAAAAUCCUUGGCAGGAGUAUAACUACCUUCAGAGAGGAAACAUGACUGAAUAUAACAGCCUAAUGGAGGUCCUGUACAAUUUGAAGGAGAAAGGCACAGGUAACUCCAGUCUUUUAGCAGAGCCCAGAGCAGCGCUGACCAGACUGAACCAGCAGGCCAACCAGCUGGCCUUCGACUCGGUCUUCCUGCAGAUCAAACACCAGCUCUGCCUCGUCUCAAAGAUGGAGAGCCAGGAUGGGCCUGGGUUAGGCGAAAGCUACACAGAGGAUCUGCCAACGUUCAGCCUCUCACCACAAGAAUACAUAACAAAUAUUGGACAGUACCUAAUGUCAUUACCUCUCCACUUGGAGCCAUUUGUGACACAAGAGGACCCAGCCCUUGAGAUGGCCCUACAUGCGGGGAAGUUGCCCUUCCCUCCAGAACAAGGUGAUGACUUUGGUGAGCUGGAUAACACUGCUGAUUACUGGUUAGGAUCUAUCGCACGGGCCACAAUGCAAACUUACUGUGAUGCCAUUCUGCUCAUACCCCAACUCAAUGCACAUUCCACAAAGCAACUGGCCACAGAUAUUGAUUAUUUGAGUAACGUGAUGGACGCUUUGGGACUGCAGCCUUCGCGUACACUGCAGCACAUAGUGACUUUGUUGAGGGCCAAACCAGAAGAAUACAGACAGACAGCCAAACUGCUGCCCAGACGCCUCAGCUCCACCAUCGCAGCUCUCCGAGGAAUCGACUACUGACCUACAGACAGGACGUAGUGCAGAAAAUGAACUCCAUUCUGAAACUAUCUGUGAUUCCUGAGUGUUUAAGAAUGUGGUUAGAAAACUGUUGAUGUUUUAAUGUCUAAUUUGUUAUAAUGUUUGGAUGAUAAUUGAAGAUUGAUUGUGCUCUCUGCUUAAAGGGAACAUAAGGGCAAAAAUAAGAUCUAUAAAGAUGUAGAUGCUAAUGUUCUGAUCUUAAUUUAUAUUUUAAUAAUAAAGCAUGUGCACCUCAAGUAAGACAAGGGAAAGAAGCUUUUCAUUUCUAUUUUUAUGCAGUGUCUUAAAAUGUGUAUGCAAAAUAUUGUGUGGGAUAUAAUGGGUCAACUAUGUUACUUUUAUAUAUGUUGGGGUCUUAAAAUAUUUUAAUAAACAGAACUGCGUAGCUUUAAUAA